Sclerotinia sclerotiorum 1980 UF-70 is the source of this 255-nucleotide messenger RNA. RefSeq lists its product with no specific name. Bases 1 to 255 code for a protein of 84 amino acids. The transcript is spliced from 3 exons. The record is from RefSeq and is a predicted model, not a curated record. NCBI's taxonomy places the organism in Eukaryota, Fungi, Ascomycota, Leotiomycetes, Helotiales, Sclerotiniaceae.
AUGCCAAUUAAACAGGAUUACAUGAGCCAAUGUCCAAGUAGAUAUUUCGCAUCUAUGACUUCCGCAUAUUCUCAUGUUGUUUUGGCAUUCUAUAGCUACUACGGUGAAUGCUCGGAAGUAAGAACCUUCGUAUUCCAACAUUGGAGCGAUGGAGCUGGGGAGCGAGAUUCGAAUCUCGCUCCUUCGCUCCCUCGCUCCCUCGCUCCCUCACAAGACUAUCCAUAUGAUCCUAUAACACGUGAUAAUAGUUUAUAA